Aphidius gifuensis is the source of this 4838-nucleotide messenger RNA. It is a transcript of the gene stol, whose product is annotated as voltage-dependent calcium channel subunit alpha-2/delta-3. Gene Ontology annotation, cellular component: voltage-gated calcium channel complex. Gene Ontology annotation, molecular function: voltage-gated calcium channel activity. The coding region runs from base 842 to 4447 and encodes 1201 amino acids. The transcript is spliced from 24 exons. NCBI's taxonomy places the organism in Eukaryota, Metazoa, Arthropoda, Insecta, Hymenoptera, Braconidae. The record is from RefSeq and is a predicted model, not a curated record.
GUAGUAAGAGUUAUGCGCGGGCGCGUAUGUCAAGGCUAUAUUUAUCCCAGAAAGCUUUUGAGGAAGAUGCUUAUAUUUUACGCCUUGUUAUUUAACUAUAAUUUCAUAAAUAAUUAUUAUUAAAUUAUCAAAUUUUGAUUAUUUUAUCUUGUUGUAUUAACAACUACGUGUGGAAUCAAUUCAAGUUAUUAAAAUUAAUCUUAAUUAUGGUGAUAAAAAGGAAAAAAAAAAAUUGUCAAAUGUUGCAUUGAAAUUUAUAGAAAAGCUGUAGAGGUUUUUUUUUUUUUUUUUCUUUUUUUAUUGUGGUGUUGGGAUUGAGUGAAUUUUUUUGGGGUUUAAUUAUUGGGCGGAUGAGACAGUGUGGUGAUUUUUUUUUCGACAUAGAAAUUUGAUAGUUUCGAGUGAUAUUUCGAAAUGAAAAAAGAGUGAUUUUUUCGAACGAAAAAAAGGCUGGUAAUUGUGUUGGUUUAAAGCUAAAUAAAAAAAGCGUCUUGGUUUUGUGCGUUUCAAUUGACGAUACUGAAAAAAUUUAAUAAUAACUAAAAAAAAAAAAAAUUUUUAUUAUCAUAUAAAAAUAUAUUAUCAAUGGAAUUUUUUAUUAUUGGUAUUUUAUAUUGUAAUUGUAUCGGCAAUAUUAAAAUAUAAAAGCGGCAAAAAAUAGAUCAAAAGAAAAUUGAGCUUUUUCAAUAUGAAAGCUCAAUGAAUUUAUUAUUGAAUUAAUAAUAAACAUUAAUGAAAAAAACAAUAAAUAAUACAUGAUAAAUUGAUGAAAAUUAAUUGAAAAAAAAUUAUAAUAAAUUUAAUUUAAAAAUAUAUUAUUGUAAAAAUAAAAAAAAACGAGAUGCGCUGGUUAGCAAGAUGCACGUUGUGCCUUGGCAUAAUUUUUUUCAUCAGUAUUGGAAUCAGUCGUCAACAGGAGGAGGAUAUACCACACAAUGAAGUUAGAAAUUGGGCGCUAAAAUUUGGAGUUGAUUUGUGGGAAUUUGGAAGACAAGCAACAAAACUUGGUGAAAUACAACGGAAUUAUCAUAGUAUGCAAGCAACUGUUAAUAAAAAAGACGGUCUUGUCCUAGUACGUGAAAUGGCUGCAGAAGUUAAAAAUAUGUUGGAUUUUAAAAUGAAUGCAGUUAUGAGAUUAAUGGAAAGUGCUGAACAAGCAGCAGUAUCAUCACCAAAAGAAGGAUCAUCAUCACCAAAAUAUUAUAGUUCUCAUGAAAUAAAUAAAAUGACUGAUGAUGGAAAGCUAAUAUCAGGAUCUCGAGAACUUUUAUUAAAUGGUAAUCGUCAUUUUGAUAAUUUACCAGUUAAUUUGAGUGUGUCAGCUAUACUUUUACCUCCAGGUGUUAAAAAUUCUGAUAGUGAUGUUUUAAGUGGUCUUCAAUGGACUGACAUAUUGGAUCCUUUAUUUGUCAACAACUACGAGAGUGAUCCAACAUUGUCUUGGCAAUAUUUUGGAGCAACAUCAGGAUUUCUUCGUCGUUUUCCUGCAAUUGCUUGGCCACCACGUCGUUCAACAAGAUAUCCAGAUGGUGGUCCUGAUGUUUAUGAUUUUCGUGCACUUGAUUGGUUUAUUGGUGGUGCAACAAGCCCAAAAGAUUUAGCAAUAUUAAUUGAUAGUACAAUAUUUUCAUCAAGAAAAUUACGUCAUCUUGCAAUUGCAACAGCUAAAAGUAUACUUGAUACAUUAUCACCAAAUGAUUAUGUUAAUGUUUAUCGUUAUGCUGAUAAUGCUGAUGAAAUUGUACAAUGUUUUAAAGAUAGUCUUGUACAAGCAUCACCAGAAAAUAUUAAAGAACUUAAAUUUGCAUUACAUACAAUACAAUCAGAUUCAAUAACAAAUAUAUCAUCAGCACUUGGUACAGCAUUUGAAAUAUUAAAUAAAUAUAAUAGAACUGGUCUUGGUGGUCAAUGUAAUCAAGCAAUUAUGUUAAUAACAUCACAAACUGAAGGUGCAUCAAGAGAUUUAAUAAAACGUUAUAAUUGGCCACAUAUGCCUGUUAGAAUUUUCACUUAUUUAAUUGGUGGUGAUAAAAGUACAGAGCUCAAAGAUAUGGCUUGUUUAAAUAAAGGUUUUUAUGCAAGAAUAACAUCAAUGGAAGAUGUUAAAACUAAAGUUUUCGAAUAUAUUAAAAUACUUGCUAGACCAAUGGUUCUUUAUCAACAUGAUCAUCCAAUUCACUGGACACCUGCAUAUAUUGGUGGAGAAAGUGGAAGAUUUGGUGAAUCGAGACAUGGUCAAUUGAUGACAUCUGUUACAGCACCAAUUUUAGACCGACGAAAUCACACGAUAAAAACAGCAAAUUUACUUGGAAUUGUUGGGACUGAUGUUCCAGUUGAAGAAGUCCAGAAACUUGUUCCACCUUAUAAACUCGGUGUCAAUGGCUAUUCAUUUAUUGUCGACAAUAAUGGUCGUGUUCUUUAUCAUCCUGAUUUACGUCCACUGCCUUCAAGUGUAAGUUAUGAAGAAUCUUUACGUCCUCGUUACACAAGUGUUGAUUUAUCAGAGGUAGAAUUAGCCGAGUUUGAUGGACCAACUCACCCACUGAAUAAUUCUCUUCUUCUUGAUCUGAGACAUGACAUGAUUGAUCAAAAAGAAGGCGAGACAAAUUUCGCGGUAAAAAUUCAUUACGAUGAAAUGAAAAGGGUGACAAUUAGACGACAUAAUUAUUUUUAUAAACCAAUUACGGGGACUCCGUUCUCUCUGGGAUUGGCAUUACCCGAGGGUUAUGGAAUGCUUGAAGUACAUGCUGAACUGGAGCUUAAACAUGCCAUUGUUAAUGUAUUUGAUUAUUUAAAUGGUACAAAUUGGAAGGUACAUCCUGACUGGGUUUAUUGUGAAUACAGUUCAGCAUCAGAUAAAAAAUUUAUAACCCCAGAAGAACGUAUACUCCACUUUCUAAGUCGCACUAGAAUGCCAGGCUGGAAGUGGAUGUCAAUGAGACCAAAGAGUCCCAGCUCGCAUCAUAAUCAAGCGAGCAAACCAGAUAAAGAUGCACAUUAUUGUGACAAACGACUUGUUCAAUCUUUGGUUUUAGAUGCAGUUGUAACUGGUGGAUUUAAUAAAAGAGAUAGUAAUACAAUGCACAAAGAGGAAAAUCAAAACCCUAUUGCCAUACUGAUGGCUCUACUGCACAGCCAAGGAAAAGGAAGAUUUGAUGUCGUUCGAAGUUUUAUUGCAACAAGGAGUGGACUAUUUCGUUGGCAUGAUCAUCAAGAAAAUAAGGACACAGAGGAUGAACCACAUUUUGCUGGAAUGAAUAAAAGAGCUAUGGAUACAUCAUGGUAUAAAAGAGCAGCUGAACAACAUGCUAUUGAACCAUUGAGUUUUGUUUUUAGUGUACCAUUUAAUGCUGCUGAACUUGCUGAUCCAUUGGUGACAGCAACACAUGCAGUAUUUGUUGAAGGUACCAAUAAAGGACACAAAGCACCAGCUGCUGUUGUUGGUCUUCAAUUUCAUCAUUCAUCACUUGCAACUCAUUUUAUGAAUAUCACCUCAACAUGUGUAAAUUGUAAGAAAAAUUGUGCAUCUGAAGAACUUGAUUGUUAUAUAUUAGACAACAGUGGUUUUAUAAUAAUAAGUGAACGUCAUGAACAUACUGGUAAAUUUUUUGGUCAAAUUGAUGGUACAAUAAUGGAUUCAUUAGUACAAGAUAGAAUAUAUAGAAAGGUAUCAGUUGUUGAUUAUCAAGGUGUAUGUCCACCACAAGAAUCUCAUGUAUCAUCAGCACCAAAAUCAAUAAUAACAAGCUCAAUAAUCAAAACAAUUGGAACAAUAUUUGGUCUUAUUUGGAGUUCAAUUAUACGUUUAAAUAUACAACAAGUAUUAAAUAUACAACCAGUUUUAUCAUGGCCAGGUGAAAUAUCAAAUGAUAAACCAGAUUUUAAUAAUGACAAUAUUGAAAAUCCAUUUGAAACAUAUCCACCAAAUUUGACUGAUGAUAAUAAAUUAUCAAAAAAUAAUGGUCUUCCAGAAAUAUCAGCAGCCCAAUCAACAUCAUUAAAAUCAAAUAGCAAUCCAUUACCAGCACAGUAUAAAAUAAAUAAAGUUAGAACAUGUGAAAAACGUACUGAUUUAUAUAUUUUACAGCCUGAAAGAUUAAACACAAGUGGACAAAGUAAUCCAUUAAAAGGAAAAUUAACAAAUUGUCAUGUUACUGGCUGUGAAAGACCUUUUAGUGUACAAAAAAUUGUUCAUACAAAUUUAAUUCUACUUGUUGUUGAUACACUGUGUCCAUGUGGAAGUAAACAAUUAAGUAUUGAUCCAAUUGAGGCUGUUACUGAACCAGGUGCAUGUACUGCAAGACGUGAACGUCUUUAUCGUAAAAGACCACCAAAAUGUAUUAACUAUCAUCCAGAAGAAAUGGAAAUUAAAUAUUGUGGUAAUGCAUUUAAUCAUCGUAUUUUUAAUGGUUUUAUUAUAACACUAAUUAUCAUUCAUUUAACGUGACUUAAUUUUUUAUAAUUAUAUUUUUAAUAUCAACAAUUGUCAGCCAACUUUUUUUCUUUUUAAAUAAUGAUUAUUUAUCUAGCUAUUUAUGAGCAAAUAAUAUCUAUAUAUAUAUACACAAAAAUUUACAGUAAUUUUUUGUUUUUUUUUGUUACUCUCUUUUAAAUGAGGUAGAAUAAUUUUUAAUUAUUUAAAACUAUAUCAACAGAAAGACUAAUAUUCCAAAGAAAAAAAAUAAAAACAAAAAAAAAAAAAAAAAAAAGAUGUAAUAGUAAUUAUUUUCAUCUACAGAUUUUAGAUUGAGAAUUUAAAAGAAAAAAAAAAUGAGUUUAAAAUAAAAUUAUUAUUAAGUAAUUUAAUAAUUAAAUGGAUAAAAAAAAAAAAAAAAAAA